Miniopterus natalensis is the source of this 969-nucleotide messenger RNA. The record is from RefSeq and is a predicted model, not a curated record. NCBI's taxonomy places the organism in Eukaryota, Metazoa, Chordata, Mammalia, Chiroptera, Miniopteridae.
AUGGGCGCUCCGGUCGUGGCUCUGCUGCUGGCGCAGCUGCUGGUGCGCGUCGAACUCGAGAUGCAGGCGUGGCCGGAACAGGACACGAUGUUUGCAGGUUUCGAGAACUCGUCGUUGCUCACAUGGCCAUGUGGCCGACGGGCCAUAGGGACGCGUGUGGUGGGAGGAAAGGACGCGGAGCUGGGGCGCUGGCCGUGGCAGGGCAGCCUGCGCAUCUGGGGCUCCCAUUCCUGCGGAGCGAGCCUGCUCAACCGGCGCUGGGUGCUCACGGCGGCGCACUGCUUUGAAUCGUCCACUGACCCCUUUGUGUGGACAGUCCAGUUUGGUGAGCUGUCUUCUGAGCCUGCUAUCUGGAACCUGCAGGCCUACCGCAACCGUUACCAGGUGGAGCGUAUUGUUAUGAGCCCCAGGUAUCUGGGGGCUGUAUCCAAUGACAUUGCCAUGUUGAGGCUGACCUCGUCUGUCACCUACACUAAGUACAUCCAGCCCAUCUGUGUCCUGACCUCUUCCGCUGAGUUCCAGAACCGGACUGACUGCUGGGUGACUGGCUGGGGGGAAAUCAAAGAAGGUGAAGAUCUGCCGUCUCCCUACACCCUCCAGGAAGUGCAGGUCGGCGUCAUAAACACCACUAUGUGUAACUACCUUUACUCACAGCCUUAUUUCAGCCACAACAUCUGGGGAGACAUGAUUUGUGCUGGCUUCGCUCAAGGUGGCAAGGACGCCUGUUUCGGCGACUCAGGCGGACCCUUGGCCUGCGAAAAGAAAGGGCUGUGGUAUCAGGUUGGAGUCGUGAGCUGGGGAGUGGGCUGUGGUAGGCCCAACCGGCCCGGUGUCUACACCAACGUCAGUAUGCACUUCAAGUGGAUGCAGAAGCUGGUUGCCCGCAGCAACAUUCACAGGCCAUGCUCCUGGCUGCUGCUGCUGGUCCUCCACCUCCUCUGGGCUGCCCCAGCCCUGCAGCCAGCCUGA